AUCAAAUCCAUGGUGUAAAUGAUUCAACCCUCCACUCUUGCCAAAGCGUUGGAGAUCGCCCUCUUACAAGAGAAUACCAUAUUAACCUUAAACAAAGGACCCAAAACCUUCAAACCACUCCCCUACUCUAAGUGGACCAAUCCAAAUUCUAGUCCCCAGCCAAAUAAAACCACAUCUAAACCUAUCACCUAUUCAGAAUCCAACAACCCUCUUAAAUUCAAAGCUAUCACUCCUACAGACUUCCAACCCAAAAGAGAACUGGGGUUGUGUUAUAAAUGUGAUGAAAAGUAUGCUAAGGGGCAUGUAUGUAAGAAUAGAAUGCUCAAUUUAAUACUAGUAGAGGAUGAAGGUGACGGGGAGUUGGAGGAACCACAAGAUGGGGUGGGAGAACAGAUGAACCAAGAGGUGAGGGAUGAAGUGAUGCAGAUAUCCAUCUAUGCAUUGGUAGGCAGCCCUGUGGAAGAGACAAUUAGACUCACCAGGAUGAUUAAAGGAAGGAAGGUAUCUAUAUUAAUUGAUAGUGGGAGUACUCACAGUUUUAUAGAUGAACAAUUGGCUCAAUUGAUCAACUGUAAGAUGUUGCAAGCAAAACCCAUUUUGGUGACUGUUGCAGGGGGAGGAAAUCUGGUCAGUAAAGCGAUGUGUAAUCCAUUAGUCUGGAGGAUGCAGGACUUGGAAUUUCAGUUUCAGCAGAGGGUGCUUAAAUUGGGGGAAAGCGAUAUGAUACUUGGAGUGGAUUGGCUAAGGCAAUUUAGCCCUGCGUUGUUUGAUUUUGUUAAAGGAAGCAUAACCUUCCAUCAUGAGGGCACAGAAAUUAAACUCCAGAAUGAAGCAAUCAAUGAAGAGUUCCAGAUGAUGAUUGGUAAUGGAAAGAAAGGUGAAUUCAAGAAGCAACCUAAUGGUAUAGUGGCUCAGAUUAAGGAGGUAGAAUUUGGAAAUGAAAUACCAGAGAAUUCAGUUAAGAUGAAGGAAACAAAAGAGAUAGAGGAUAAUCCAGUUAAGAUGAAGGAGAUAGAGGAAAUAGAGAUGAGGUUUGACAAGGAAGCCUAUGGAGCUGUAGGGCAACUGUGUUUCCUCAUUGAGAAUAACAAACGUGAGAUUCCUGGCAAGAUCACGGAGAUGAUUGAAUUUUUUCCUAAAGUCUUUGAGGAGCUGAAUGGGUUACCUCCUCCCAUUUCACAUGAACAAAAUAUUCCAGUAACAAAUGGAGUACAGCCAUUCAAAACCAGACCUUAUAUACAUCCUUUUGUCAAGAAAAUAGAAAUAAAGAGGCUAGUUUUGGAGAUGCGAAAAUACAAAUUGAACCAACAAUUGAAGGAGAACUUAUCUCAGGCCAUAGCUAAGAUAAAACUUUAUGCAGACAAAAACAGAGCAGCAAGGUCUUUUGAAACUCCUUGUCAGCUCUGCUACUUUCCGAGGACAAACAGCCACUACAGGCAACCUGGGAAGGCUCCAUAUGGAUUAACACUACCUAGGGGGUCAUUUCCAAUGAUUUCCUCGUCAAAUUGGAGGUGCAUCCUAAUGUUUUUGGGCCCGCUGGAUCCAAUGGUGGUGUUAAUUUGCUCAAAACCUGCCCUUGAUUUGAAGAAACCGAGCCAGCAGCUUGCGGUGUAUGAAGACCAAUUGGCUGAUUCAAGAGAAAUUGGCUGAUUCAAGAGAAAUUGGUGGGGACCCAUAUGUGGAUCUUGUUCUUCAUGAUGAAUAGAUUGUAAUGGUGGUGGUGUGCGACCGUAGUUGUUGACGCCAGUGCCGAAAAUUUGGGAAGACAGUUCUCCGUUCGCUGCCUUCGUACUGGCAACGGUUCGAUUCUAUUUAAGUUGUUUCGUGAUGAUAUGGGACCAUGUACUUGUUUGUCUCGGUGAGUAUUAACAGCCUGUGGUGGAGUUUUGGCAUGGGUGAUGGGUGAUGAUGGGUUGGUCGGAGUUGGAGGUGAAACCGUGCUUGGGGAUGGAUUUUUGAGCCUGAGAUUCAUUUGAUUUUUGAUCUGUUGGGGCUGUUUGUUGGUAUAGGAUUGUAGAGUGGGAUGAGGAGGUGGUGGUGGUGUGAUAAUUCGGUGGUUUAUCCAACGGUAUGGUGGUCGAAUUUGGCUUUGAAACCACCGGCUCCGUACGGUGCAGUAGACGACGAUUCACGUUAAA
This is a messenger RNA of Olea europaea var. sylvestris, 2138 nucleotides long. RefSeq lists its product as uncharacterized. The transcript has 2 exons. The record is from RefSeq and is a predicted model, not a curated record. NCBI's taxonomy places the organism in Eukaryota, Viridiplantae, Streptophyta, Magnoliopsida, Lamiales, Oleaceae. Bases 19 to 1650 code for a protein of 543 amino acids.